Penicillium salamii is the source of this 2142-nucleotide messenger RNA. The record is from the annotation of a GenBank genome assembly. Lineage: Eukaryota; Fungi; Ascomycota; Eurotiomycetes; Eurotiales; Aspergillaceae.
AUGGGCAAAUGGCGUUAUGGUGUCGUCCUGGACGCAGGCUCGUCUGGGACCCGCGUACACGUUUACCGAUGGCUGCGAAAUGCUGCCGCACGAAAGAAAGCCGAUGUGGAGGAGUUGAAAUCACUUCCGGAGAUAAAGACGAAGGAGGAGUGGACCAAGAAGAUUCGCCCUGGUGUUUCCUCGUUCGCCGACAAGCCCGAAUUGGUCGGAUCUGAUCACCUGGCGGAACUUUUGGACCAUGCGAAGGGAAUUAUUCCCGCCGAGGAUGCCAAGGACACACCCAUAUUUCUCCUCGCCACGGCGGGUAUGCGACUAGUAGGAAACGUUGAACGACAGCUUCUUCUUGACAACAUCUGCUCGUAUGCUCGUGACAAUUCGAACUUCUUGCUUCCGGACUGCGGUGUUCACAUCCAGGUGAUUCCCGGUGUGACUGAAGGACUGUACGGAUGGAUUGCGACAAACUACCUGAUGGGUGCAUUUGACACCCCGGACAAGCACGACCAUGGAAAGGGACACCACACUUACGGAUUUCUCGAUAUGGGCGGUGCAUCCGCUCAGAUUGCGUUUGCGCCGAACGCGACGGAGACAGAGAAGCAUGGCAAUGAUCUCAAAUUGCUGCGGCUGCGGAACAUUGAUGGAUCGGUUCAAGAGCACAGAGUGUUUGUCACUUCCUGGCUUGAAUUCGGCGUACACGAAGCCCGGAGACGAUACCUGGAGGCUUUACAAACUACCGCAGGACCAGAGAUUUUGGAGUUGCCGGACCCAUGCCUCCCCAGUGGACUUCGGACUACUUUGGAAGGCAAGGAUGUGGCAUUGCAGAGUGAGGCAGAGCCUUAUCUGCUCGGCACCGGCAAAUUCGACGAGUGUCUACGCCAGACAUUCCCCUUACUGGACAAGGAUGCUCCCUGCACAGAUGAACCGUGUCUGUUGCACGGGAUGCAUGUUCCAGCGAUCGACUUUGAUGUGAAUCACUUUAUCGGAAUCAGCGAGUACUGGCACACCACCCACGAAAUUUUCGAAAUGGGAUUCAAGGAUAAGGCUUACGAUUUCAACACCUACCAAGAACGCGUUCAAAUGUUCUGCUCACAGGACUGGGACUCGAUUGAGCAUGGAAUUGAAGCACAGAAAUGGGGCAAGAAGGUCGAUCAGCAGAAGGCCGCUGAGGUAUGCUUCAAGGCAUCAUGGAUCAUCAACAUGUUACAUGAUGGCAUUGGCGUUCCUCGGGUCGGUUUGGAAGAAACACCUAGUUCAUCGCACAAUGGCACCAAGGAAGUCUUGGCUCACGGGAAAGAAAAGGGCUAUCUUGAUGCCUUCCAGGCGGUCAACAAGAUUGACUCGACCGAAGUGAGCUGGACUCUGGGUAAGAUCGUCUUGUACGCAUCCUCCCAGGUACCCGUGGAAGUUGAAGAAGCCCUCCCGGUUGGCUUUGGCAGCAAUGUUCCUGGUAUUUCAAACGACUUCCAAUACCCCAGCACUCAACUUCUGCCCGACUCGGACGGCGUCCACAGCGAACAUUGGCACGAUGCGCUAUUUGACGGUGAUUCACCGCGUCGAGUUCCAGGUUUGAUACUCUUCAUGCUGAUUAUUGUCAUGGUCGGGUUCUUCUUAUGUGGCCGCAGCCGCCGUUCACGGAUUUUCAACCGUGUCGGUAAUGUGCUGCGCCGCGGCGGACCAUCCCACCCAAAUCACCCGAAGAAACGAAAGGGACUCAAGGCAAUGCUCCCGUUCCUAGGUCGAAGCGCGACCUCCUACGAGCGUGUCCUCGAGGACGGGGCUCAAGACUUUGAACUCGGCGUGACCGAUUCCGAUGGAAGUGAAGAUGGUGGACGCCUCUCCGAGGCAGACUCAGCCAGACUGGGACCGCCGAAGCGAGCAUCCAGCUGGGGAAGCAACAGCAACACCCCCAGCUUCAAGUACGCGCUGGACAACAGCUCGACAGGGACGAUCGGACUUGGGAUUAGCGGUGGAGGCUCAGGCAUCGCGAUGGACCGCGCCGGCUUGGUCGUUCGGACCGAAAGCAGGGACCAUCUCGCCCCGAUAGCUUUGGGACCCACCACCAACGGUCGACGAUCUCGCGCAGGCAGCCCGACCAGAUCCCUUCACCAAAAAUCACCAAGCAUGACACCCCUUGCCGACGACUAA